CGGGAGUGUUUUUUUUUUUUUAUGUUGCUGAAAAGACUUAGCUGUAUUUUCCUACAUGCAAUGACAUUGUACGAAUAAUUUACGAAUUCUUCACGGGCUAUUUGCGUGUUUUUUUAUUCACAUGCUAUUAAAGACAACUGACUGAAAUUAUUCUACAAUAUGACACCAAUGUCAACGGGAUACCCUGAAGAGCGAAAAGGUGAAGCAAAGACCUAUGUUGGAAUGGACUAUACCGAAGAUGAGAAGAGAGUGUUCAGAGAAUGCGUCCAUGAAAGCUUCUGGUACAGAUCCGUCCCGUUCUCAGUAGCCAGUAUGCUUGUCACUCAAGGUCUCAUCCAUAGAGGCAUUCUGACAUCCUCCUCAAGGUUUGGGUCUCUCCCUAAAGUGGCCUUCGCGGGGCUGUGUGGCUUCCUAGCUGGGAAGAUGGCAUAUGUAAAGCAUUGUCAGGAGAAGUUCAAAAGGCUGGAAAAUUCAACUCUGGGAGAGGCACUGGGACAAAGAACAAGAUCUAUAGCACAGUCAUCUCAGCCCAAGUCAGAGAUGAGUGACCCUGAUCAGAUGACCUUUGAUCCCAUGUUCCAGGUCUCUGACCACCAGAGCCAGUUUCCCCCCCAGGCCAGAGACCACGGGUAUCCUGACGACCCCGCCCAGACGCACAGCCGGCACACCGCUGCAAAAGACAACUUCAGCGUGCCAGACCCGUCGUUCCAUGAUGACGAGGAGCCCAGAAGAAAGCCAGUCAAGUACGAGGACCUUCGGAACAAAAACCGCGAGAACUAUGAGGUCACGCUGACCCAGAGGGCUGAGACGUUACUCAAACCUGAGCCGACCCGACAAGCCAGGACCGCCCCCAGGAAGGAUGCAGAGAAGAAAAACAUCUAUGGAGACAGCUGGGACCAGGAGUGAAGCUCAACUCCCAAGUCACCAACCUCACUAUAAUAUCCACAAAACCCCUGGGUAUUUUGGCUCUGAUUUAGGUUUGCACCAUAGAGCAUGAUAGAGGCUUCUGAUAGGCAUUGACCUUCGAGGGCUUGGAGGAACUUUAUGUCAUUGCGUGCACUUAGACACCGCAAUGGAAAAUACUAAUGGAGGCUUUCUGCAAUCAUCAGUGUGGCUUCAUGGUAUGAAUAAAUGGGGGAAUCGGAGUUGCAAUUGGUUGGUCCCCUCUGACCUUUUCAACCAAUGGAUUUUGAGGAGGCAAGGAAAUAAAAACAGUAUUCUCUGAUUGUG
Messenger RNA from Esox lucius (northern pike), 1230 nucleotides. Its product is annotated as OCIA domain-containing protein 1. The record is from RefSeq and is a predicted model, not a curated record. Gene Ontology annotation, cellular component: endosome. NCBI's taxonomy places the organism in Eukaryota, Metazoa, Chordata, Actinopteri, Esociformes, Esocidae. The coding region runs from base 160 to 906 and encodes 248 amino acids. The transcript has 9 exons.